AUGGCCCACAGCCUGGCGGGGUUCAUUCUCAAGCAAUGUGUCGUGGUCGCCGAUGCCCAAAAAGAUAGGUUUCGACUCCUUAGGGAAGCUUUGGCUGGCAUUGUCUUAAUGGGCUGCCCCCAUGCCACAAAAGAAGCUCGUCGAACGGAACUGUACAACAAGUCGAACGACAUUUUGCGAUUAUCGAAUCUCGGACGACGCGUCAAAGAUCGCCUGCAGUACGGGCAAGAGCUGCUGAAUACAUGCAGAAGAUUCGACGAUGUGUGCAACGACACCAACAUACUCUCACUGCACGAGCAACGACCAACAAGAGUUCCGGUGCGCUUAGGGUCAUCGGCGCAAUAUCUCGUGGGAAAGCGAAUGGCCAAGAUAGACUCUGGAAAGCCCGAAGUUUUGACUAGCAUUGAUUCGGACCAUCGAAGCCUACCAAGCCUUGAAGAUGAUCAGGCUCCCUUGAAACUGGACGAGAUCGCCUUCCGAGAGUUGAAGAGGAUACUCAGCAUGAGCGGGAGGUCAUCAUUUGACAACGCUGAACCCGUAAUGCCUGGUGUUGUAACCCGGACACCUGUCGCGUUGGAACCACUGAUCCAAGCUUUCGUGAAGCCUAGGCUUCCCAACCUUCCAUUCUUCGAGCUCAAUAUAUCGCGACAGCGUACCAAAGAUUUCCACGGUCGUGAGGAGGUACUCGAGAAACUGGAUACACAACUCCUGUCGGGCCCAAAUAUGGCCAUACUGUACGGCACGGGCGGCUUUGGCAAAUCUGAAGUUGCUUUAGAGUUUGUACAUCGCCGUCGCGGUCGCUUCGAUGCAAUCUUCUGGCUAAAGGCAGACAAUCUGUCCAAGAUGCGUCAAGACUUCGGACGCUUUGCGGCGCAGCUUGGCCUUGAAGAUGAGGGUGGAGCCACAGAUCCUUUCACCAGCCGCGAAAUGAUGAAGACCUGGUUGGAAGAACCGAUCCAGGCUCCAAACAAGAGUGGCAGACAAGUUGCAACAUGGCUCGUCGUCUUCGAUGGCGCGGACGAUCUGAAGGUGUUGAAUGAAUUCAAGUCGAUAUAUGGAAAAGGCGCAAUCUUGGUGACUACAAGAGAAGCAGACUCUGUUGAAAUUCUCUCGGCCGACAUGCCCACGGACUCGGUAUCAGCCUCCUUGUUCGCCACGAAAAUGCAUACCUUUGGGCAAGAUGAAGCCGUUGAUCUGCUCGCCAAGCUUGUGCGUCUCAACAUGGAUGACGAAGAAGAGCACCAGUCAGCUAGACAGAUCGCAGGAAUAUUGAACGGCUUGCCACUUGCCAUCAACCAAAUGGCAGGUGUUAUCAACAGUCAACAUCUGACUCUGUCGGAGUUCUGCGAGCGUUAUCAGGACAUCGACACACGAGGACUUCGCCAUCACGGUGACUCCGGCCGCCUUGGUAGCCAGAGUAUGAUCUCUUCUAUGCGCAUGGCAUUACUCAGUCCCCAAGCUAUUGCUCUCCUGAAGAUCUUCGUCCUACUGGACCCUGAUUGUAUACACGAGAACCUUUUCGACAAUCUCGCUGACGCAGACAUCGUUUUCACGGGAUUUCCAGCAACACAAGCCGAGUUUGUGAAGUCCAGAAACGAGUUACUCCAAGCUGCUCUCGUCCAGCGUAACGGAGCAAGACAGGAGCUAUGA
This is a messenger RNA of Fulvia fulva, 1650 nucleotides long. RefSeq lists its product as uncharacterized. The record is from RefSeq and is a predicted model, not a curated record. The coding region runs from base 1 to 1650 and encodes 549 amino acids. The transcript is spliced from 2 exons. NCBI's taxonomy places the organism in Eukaryota, Fungi, Ascomycota, Dothideomycetes, Mycosphaerellales, Mycosphaerellaceae. Gene Ontology annotation, molecular function: ADP binding.